AAUGUCGAACCGUCCAAAAAAACCUUUCAUCUAUCAGCAACCCCACGCGCAAUCAAAACAACUCCCUGGUCUCGAUCUAUAGCAUGUAUAUAUACAUUUAUUAUUCCUCUUUUAUCUCCCACCAGCAACAUUCGAUCGAUCGCCAACCUUGACAUAUUAAAUACAUCUUUCACAUAUUCAGAACUAGCUAGCUUUCUCUGAUCUCUAUCUUCAGAAGCGUUCUGCAGCCAAGCCUAACAAUAUUACACCUUAUCUGACCUCUGAUCUCUUUGAUCUGGUCUCCUCUCAGAAACGCAGCAGCAACACGUUAUUCUGAGAAGAUCAUAUAUAUAAUAAUAUCAAUGGAUCAGAUGGAGUCUUCAUGUGUCCCACCAGGCUUUAGAUUUCACCCUACAGAAGAGGAACUCGUGGGUUACUACCUCAGAAGAAAGAUUAACUCCCUGAGAAUUGAUCUAGAUGUUAUUGUUGACAUUGAUCUCUACAAAAUAGAGCCAUGGGAUAUCCAAGCAAGUUGCAAGCUAGGGUAUGAGGAACAGAAUGAGUGGUACUUCUUCAGCCACAAAGAUAAGAAGUACCCAACAGGAACACGUACUAAUAGAGCCACAACUGCUGGAUUCUGGAAAGCAACAGGGAGGGAUAAGGCCGUGUUGUCCAAGAACCGAAUCAUAGGGAUGAGAAAGACUCUGGUUUUCUAUAAGGGACGAGCACCCAAUGGUAGGAAAACCGACUGGAUCAUGCAUGAAUACCGUCUCCAAACAUCUGAACAGGGACCCCCUCAGGAAGAAGGAUGGGUGGUGUGUAGGGCAUUUAAGAAGCCCAGUCCUAAUCAUAGACAAGGUUUCGAAGCUUGGGCUCAUGCUUUCUAUGUCAGAGAAAACACCCAAUUUAGGCAACCUUCAUUUCCAGAUCAUUUGACAAGAACACAUGAAGAUCAUCAUCAAGCCGUUUAUCCAAAUGAAGCUCCAACUUUUGAUCAUCAUCAGCCCAUGAUCAAUUCUUCAUCAGUACUACUACAGCAAGAUCAUCAUGAUCAGAUUGUUUACAGCCAUACUCUUUUGGAGAACCAAGUACUCAAUAUUGAUCAGCUGCCACAACUGAAUAGCCCCAGUACUGUAUCAGCAAGUUUUGCUGCAGCAAAUGAAGGUUUAUUGCAUAAUAAUACUGUCGCUAUUGAAGAUUUCGAUGAGGAAAGGAGCACAGCUAUCAGCAGCCAUUAUAUUGAUUGGAGAAGUUUGGAUGACUUGCUCGCAUCACAGCUGAGUAGUACUGCAACAACAUCCUUAAACCAUCCAAACUUGCCUUCAAUAUCUCAGAUCAAUUAGCUGGCUAGCUGAUCAAAAACAAAAAUGCUAGCUAGCUAGCUAGCCAGCCA
Juglans microcarpa x Juglans regia is the source of this 1372-nucleotide messenger RNA. RefSeq names its product NAC domain-containing protein 30-like. Lineage: Eukaryota; Viridiplantae; Streptophyta; Magnoliopsida; Fagales; Juglandaceae. Gene Ontology annotation, molecular function: DNA binding. Gene Ontology annotation, biological process: regulation of DNA-templated transcription. The coding region runs from base 342 to 1322 and encodes 326 amino acids. The record is from RefSeq and is a predicted model, not a curated record. The transcript has 4 exons.